This is a messenger RNA of Cricetulus griseus (Chinese hamster), 1018 nucleotides long. Lineage: Eukaryota; Metazoa; Chordata; Mammalia; Rodentia; Cricetidae. The record is from RefSeq and is a predicted model, not a curated record.
AUGAAUGGUCAUGGCAUCAGGCUGGGCCGGAUCAGGUCACCUGGCACGAUACACUCUGGAGGCCGCCAGUUCAGGCUGACUCUAAGAACUGAGUUCUUCCUCACCGAGGCAUCAUCAGCCUUGUCCAUGGGAAAUACAUCUUUUGUUUAUGGGAUGAAACUACAAUCCACAUUCCAUCCCACUGGUUUGCUGGAACUCUGCAUACAACACCGGACCCAAUUCGAAAAAGAAGGAUUUGCCCUUGGAGUUCUAGGUCACCAGCUAGGACCUUUCUUUGCACCAGUAGCUUAUCUGUCGAAGAAGCUAGACCUAACCACCCAAGGAUGGGCAUCCUGCAUACGUGCUUUAGCAGCUGCUGAGCUUCUUAUCCGUGAGUCAAAGAAACUAACCUUUGGGUCACCCAUCACUGUCUUCUCUCAUCACAACCUGUCCCAUCUCCUAACCUAUAGAGGCUUACAAACUCUACCUCCUUCCCGCGUUCUUUCCCUCCAGGUGGCAUUAGUAGAAGAUGCCACGCUUACAUUCCAAUCUUGCCCACCCCUUAAUAUCUCAAAUUUUCUACCUCAACCUAAUGCUAACUAUUCUCCAACUCAUUCCUGCAUUGAAACCUUAGAGGAACUAUUGCCCCACCCUUCACACAUACAGGAAGGCACACUACCUCAGGCCACCUAUACCUGGUACACAGAUGGCAGCUCCUUUUUACAUGAGGGGACCCGUAAAGCGGGCUAUGGCAUAGUGUCAGACACCAGGGUGGUAGAAGCACGGGCACUUCCUGCCCACACUACUAACCAACAGGCUGAAUUAAUAGCCCUCACCCGUGCCUUUCAAUUGGCACAGGGACAUUCUCUAAAUGUUUACACAGACUCUAAAUAUGCUUUUCAUAUCCUCCUGUCCCACGCAGCUAUUUGGAAGGAACGUGGGCUACUUACUACAAGAGGAGGAUCCAUAACUAACUCAGAUUAUAUUAUGGCUAUGCUAAGGGCCUCUCACGUCCCCAAAGCUAUAGGAAUUAUUCACU